AUGGCAGAUUCUACCGUGACAGAUGUGACUAAAAUGAAAGUGGUCGAUUUACGCAAGGAGCUAAAGUCUCGCGGUUUGCCAUAUACAGGAGAUAAAGCAGAGUUAGUAGCUAGACUUCAAGCUGCAAUGUCUCAAGAUGAGCACGGCGACAUCAACUUGGAUUCUGAUGAAAUUGACUCUGAUGGCGUCCUGGAGGAUGAAGAUGACAAAAGCCAAGGUGAUAUACUCGAUGACAAUGCUGUAGAUACACUCAAUGAAGAGUUAGCGCUUUCUGAACAGCCGUCUCCCGUAAAGCCCACGGUCGAACCUAAACCGCCACGAACCCUCAAAAGGAGAAUAACCUCAACAGAAGUUUCUAAAGAUAAAACUGAAGAUAAUAAAACAACUGAAGAAAAUAAGGAGUCUGCUGCAAAAAAAAUUGUUUUAAACAGAGCUAUAUCCAUAACAUCAGCUCCUGCAAAGCCAGCUGAAGACAAAGAUGUAGCAGCAGCCGAGACAAAUCCAGCAAGUAAUAAGAUAAAAAUAACAGCAGAUUUAGAUGCUAAAACACGGAUGGAAAUGAGGGCAAAACGAUUUGGUUUACCCGUAAAAAUAAGUGAUGAUGAGAGAAAAGAAGCCCGUAAACAACGAUUUGGCCAGACAGUGUCAGCUAAAAGUACAGCUAUCUCAAAUACUGGCACAUCUGUGAAUUUAGAAAAGUUCAAGAAAAGGGCUGAAAGGUUUGGACAGUCAGUCUCUAAAAUAAUGACUGAUAUAGAAAACCAGGAAAAGUUGGCAAAACGAAAAGCCAAAUUUGGAGGAUCAGCAUAA
Spodoptera exigua (beet armyworm) is the source of this 810-nucleotide messenger RNA. NCBI's taxonomy places the organism in Eukaryota, Metazoa, Arthropoda, Insecta, Lepidoptera, Noctuidae. The record is from the annotation of a GenBank genome assembly.